AUGUUUAGAGGAGAUAAUUCUCAUUCUUUAAGCUAUGAACAGCAGGCCAAAUUUAUUCAAGAUCGAAUCACAAAUGUCGAAAAGAACUUCGGAGAAUUAUGUGUAGGAUUCGGCGAUUACACCAGAAAAACUGCAAGACUUAGAGAUAUGGGAGAUGAGCUGUCUAAAAUUUUAAAAGACUACGCCAACAACGAAAUUGUAAACAAGUCACUCAGUGCUGGCUUGGACAAUUUAUCUUUAACUCUGACAGCAAUUGAGGAAUAUAGAAAUUGCGAAAUUCAACGUCUAGAGGCUAAAGUUAUAGGGGAGCUAUGUCAAUACGAAAAUAUCUGCAAACACGCAAGGGAGGAACUCAAACAUACGAUGAAUGUAAGGGAAAAAGAAAUGUCAAGGAAGAAAGUUCUCGACAAAGCUAGAGAACGACAACCAUUUAAUAGACAACAAGUAACGUAUGCAGAAUCAGAAUUAUUAAAAGCCUCUGCAGAAAUGUCUCGUACUGCAAAAGGGUUAAGCGAACAAACUGAAUUUUUCGAAAGGCGUAAACUUCAACAACUUAAGACUCUUCUGUCGGACUUUGUGACUAUAGAAAUGACGUUCCACGCUAAAGCACUGGAACUGCUUUCUGUUGCUUUCCAACAAAUAGCUGAUAUAAACGACAAAGCUGAUUUAGAACUAUUACUCACAGGUCUGUCUGAUGAGGACAAUUCGAACUUCAAACGAAAACUACGAUCUCCGGAAAAACAAGUUAAUUCCGGAAUUUCAGCGAGGUCAUCGUCUUUGGCAUCUUUAAUGAAGCCACAAUCUUCGUUCGCGAAGGACGAGGAAGAUUCUACGAGUCUUGGAAGAAUGCGAUCCCCCGAUAAGGGUUUGCGAGCCAGAUCCAGUUCUUUGGCGGCUCUCAUGAAUGUUUCUAGAGAUGACGAUGACGAAGAUGAGACAACGAACUCUGACGACUCAGAAGAUCAUACAAGCUCAGAAGAAACGGAAUCCCGUUAG
Messenger RNA from Danaus chrysippus (African queen), 996 nucleotides. The record is from the annotation of a GenBank genome assembly. Lineage: Eukaryota; Metazoa; Arthropoda; Insecta; Lepidoptera; Nymphalidae.